Messenger RNA from Capsicum annuum, 1095 nucleotides. RefSeq names its product serine/threonine-protein kinase Nek6-like. The transcript is spliced from 6 exons. Gene Ontology annotation, molecular function: protein kinase activity; ATP binding. The record is from RefSeq and is a predicted model, not a curated record. NCBI's taxonomy places the organism in Eukaryota, Viridiplantae, Streptophyta, Magnoliopsida, Solanales, Solanaceae. The coding region runs from base 1 to 1095 and encodes 364 amino acids. Gene Ontology annotation, biological process: protein phosphorylation.
AUGUGCCCUGAGCUCCUUGCCGGCAUACCCUAUGGCUAUAAAUCUGAUAGAUGGUCGCUUGGAUACUGUAUGUUUGACAUUGCUGCACAUCGACCCCCGUUUAAAGCUUCUGACAAAACUGGACUUAUCAACAAAAUAAACCGGGGUUUGUUCUCACCACUUCCAAUUGUAUACUCCUCCACCUUGAAACAGAUAAUAAAAAGCAUGCUAAAGAAAACUCCAGAACACCGACCUACAGCUGCCAAGCUGUUGAGACAUCAACAUUUGCAACCAUACCUCUUGUGUCACAACCCUUCAUCUGCGUUUUUACAUGUGAACUCCCCAAGCAGAACGAAAGAGAAAACACAACCAUCACCUGGAAAAUCUAUCAGUCCGAGAGGUAGCAGAGAUAGACAGUUGAAGCUAAAAGAGAGGAGAAUUGUCCUUUACUUUGACGAAAGUGAUAACCUUCAUCCAAGAAACUUAUCUGACAAUUAUAACACGUUCCGAGCCAAACUUGACACUAAGAGAGUCGAUCCAACAAGCUACUCGGUUAGGAUCUCUCAAGAUAGUGAGGAUUCUAAAAGUGGGGAGAUGGGUGAGGCAGCUGUUUGCAAUGGAUAUGAUCAAGAGAAGACUAUCUCACAAACAGAAACAUGGUCAAGUUCAAGGGCAAAAACAUGGUCCGAGGAACAAGAGCAUGUUUCUCCGGAGCAUUCGACAAAACCAGAUCCAAAGGCAGCACCAGGGUGCUGUGUUGCUGAAACUGAAAAUGGUAGCGAGUGUAGAGAAGUUGCUAUUGACUUCUUGUCAACUGAAAGGGAUGGUUCACUUCUACACAAAGACGAGCUAGAAAAGAAAGCAACCGCGGUUUAUGACACCAAAAAGGUUAAGAAAGACGCUCUUCGAGCACUGGAUGAUAAGGUUUCGCAGCUCAAGUCACUAGCUGCAUUAGCAAGUAAGGAGGACAAAGACGACUGGGGUAAUCCCACUGAACAAAGAGCUGAAGCUUUAGAGUCUCUUUUGGAUGUUUGUGUGCGACUACUUAAGAAGGAAAAAAUCGAUGAGCUUGCUGGUGUGCUGCAACCAUUUGGGGAUGAUGGAAUGUCAUCUUGA